GCACAGUUCAUAGCCUCCGAAAUGGAGUCGGUCGGAAAGCAAUUUCAAUACUUCAUAGAUCCGUAUGCUGCAGGAAGUAAAGCAUACGUGUGCGUGGUCGAUAUACCACCUCAUAUCGUUGAAUUUGUGAACAACUUCAUGGCUGCCAAAAAAAUUAGUGGUAGCAAUAUUCAUAAGAAUGCUACGGCAAAGGAUAUAUGUCAUUUCAUGAGUACUGCUCUCCGCCGAUAUCAUGCCACUCCAUUAUGGCCCAUGGACGCUGAGGUAUCUGCAGUCAGAUUGCCAACGGACUCUUCUAACAACACCUCGUCGUAUGCAGGGCCUACGGAUGAGGCUCCUUCGAGCUCUUUCAGCGAAACCACAUCAUAUGGCAGUGGACCCACUACGGACAGCAGGCAAUCUGCGAUAGACGCUGAAAAGAUACAAACUGAAUGCAUCGUCUGUGGAGAUCAAUUGGCUGCUCAAGGAUUCAGGAUAUCUUCUUCAUCGAGAAUUCAGAACGCGAUCUUCAUAACGGGCUUGAUAGCAUGUGGAUGUUCCAUGAAGUUGCCUGUAAAAGCUCUUUAUUACAGUUGCAAUUCAAGCAGGAAAAAUAUAUGCCAUCGUCACUAUGCUGAGGCAGCACAAUAUAUAGCUGCUGAAAUGAAGUCUGCUGGAAUGCCCUUACCAAAUUUUGAAGAUUUGCGAGGUUUGAAGAGUUGGGCGUAUAUGACCUCAUAUGGUAUACCGCCUCAUAUCGUAGGCUUCGUGAACGAUUUCCUGCGCGGUAUGCAGGCUGGCUGUAUUGCUACUGAAAGAGAUAUUUGUCAGUUCUUGAACAACAGUAUUCGGCGAUACCGCGCUACUCCAUUAUGGCCACAAGAUGAAGCUGACGUAAUUCAAGGUCAAAGUCUGGAGAAAACUCCAUUGCAGUUGUUGCAAAGAGUGGAUAAUAAGCGCCGACCUACAGAUUGUGAAGUAACUCCCUCAACGGGUCUACAGCAUCCGCCACGGAACAUUGAACCUCUUCCUGUCAAAAUUAUGAUGGGUAGACCCGUCUAUGCAAUACGUGUAUCGGGCAUGCCAGGGAGUAGGAAUGCAGGCAGAAGUGGUAACCAACAACGGAAGCAAGACAGCUUUUGUUAUGAUACAGACCAGAGCGUGCGCUUUUGUAGUGAGCCUCAGCUAACUGCGGUCAGUCUACUCAAAAGCUCCGAUAGCUAUAAUGAUCUGCAUGAGGACUCCAUGGGCGAGACAGCGUCAACUGCAAACGGAGUAUCGAGAAUGCCAGUGAAUAGGAGUGGAGGUACGUGCGGCGGCCAACAACGGAAACGAAGGAGCCUCUUUAGUGAUACAGACCAAAGCAUCCGCUCUGAAAAGGAGCUCCAGUUCAGUGCGGUCAGCCUACUCGAAAGCUCCAACAGCUAUGGCGACCGACAUAUGGACGCUAUGAGCGAGUCAAAGCCAACUACAAGCAAUAAGCCUUCGAGCUCCACCAUCGACAUUAGUUCGUAUGUGAACUCCAUUGGUGAGACAGAACCCUCUGCAACUGGUAAAUACUACCUUGUCAAAGGAGAAAUGCUGCUGAAUUUGUUCCGAUUCUGCCCGGAAUGUGGAAAUAGGUUAAAACAAAGUCGACUAAGUGCAGUAGGGAUGGCUGCCAUUGUACGGUAUGUCUGUCCGAAGUGUUCCCGACAAGCUCCUCCAAUUAAACAUUGGACAUGUCAACGCCAUUUCGUGACGCAUAAUAGAGAGAAGUCUUUCAAAGGAAACGUUGCAGCGUCGGUAGCAGCAAUCACUACGGGACUGCGAUACAUAGAGCUUCAACGAUGGGCUGAUUUAUUGAACUUGAGCUUCGUUCGUCAGGCCUUUUUUUGUAAAGUUUUCGUGUGGACAAAAAGAACCAUUGCUAAUGUUUAUCGUGCACAACAAGACCAUUUGUUGGAAAUAGUUCGACUCUUCUAUGAGAAGGAAGAGAGCCUUCAACUUGCAAUGCAUGCAAGGCGAAAAAGUCAUCGCAGUUCUGUACUAAAUAGCCAGGCAAUUAUCAGCGAUGCACUUACUAAGUUAGUCUUGCAUUCCCUACCGACCCACUCUUCGUUAAUAGGUAAAGAAGGUGACCCGAAGGACAUCGAGCGUUUCCUUCAGCGGUUAUCUGCAAAAGGAUUAUCCGUCUCAUCACUGACAACAAGCCUUUUUACUACAUUGGAUGCUCUUUCUAAUUUGAAACACACCGAAAAGGGUCAUGUUCGUCAUCAAAUCCACGUAAAUUACUUGAUCAAAUGGAUGGUUAGAAAGCUUCGACAGGCUGCUAGAGAGCUGGGUUGUGGUUCAAUUUGUCUGUGGAUAGAACACAUUAUAAGACAUCUGAAGGCUGCCGUUGAGAUGGGAAUCAAAACUGGUUUAGACGUUUCUCCUUUCUUCAACACGUGUUUGAUGCAUGUCAGAGGAGUGCAUGAGUGGCCCCAGGAAGAGAUCACUGGGAUGCACACGCGCUGUGCUCAUCCACCAUUGUCAAGCACACGAUCGGAACAGCAUGCUCUCAGAGGAUUCGCGUACCAGAAAUUUCGCGAUGUUAUUCUCGACCCAUCUUUUCAAAAAAUCUUAGCAACCGCUAGUCUGUGUAAUGGUGCCUCACUCAAUGAAGUGAAGAACAUCUUUGAUAGGGUCUAUCGUCGGAAGAAAAUCCCUUACUCCAACUCGAUUUAUGAUUUGUACACGACGAUGUCUAUACUGUACAUGAAUGAACGAAGACUGGCGAAAAUGAAGCUUGAAAUCGAAGCGAAACGUCGACGAAGGAGACGAAAUAGGUGCACGUCUGCGUUCCAGCCUUUUACAUAUACCAAAUGGACAGACCAAAUCUUGCAAACGGAUCUCAAAGCUCGUUUGAAAAUGUUGGAAAUGAAGUGGGACGAGCAGUCAUCACAGGAGGCAUUGGAGAUGGUGAAAGUGGAUGAUCGAUAUGAGAUAGACCUGUGA
Molecule: messenger RNA, 2958 nt
Organism: Haemonchus placei
Lineage: Eukaryota; Metazoa; Nematoda; Chromadorea; Rhabditida; Trichostrongylidae
Source: the annotation of a GenBank genome assembly